This is a messenger RNA of Triticum dicoccoides, 3100 nucleotides long. Its product is annotated as pentatricopeptide repeat-containing protein At3g13880-like. Gene Ontology annotation, biological process: RNA modification. The record is from RefSeq and is a predicted model, not a curated record. The coding region runs from base 30 to 2414 and encodes 794 amino acids. Gene Ontology annotation, molecular function: protein binding; zinc ion binding; RNA binding. The transcript is spliced from 6 exons. Lineage: Eukaryota; Viridiplantae; Streptophyta; Magnoliopsida; Poales; Poaceae.
UCGAACAACUCGCACGAGACGAGACGGGGAUGCCUCCGCGGGCGCCGGCGGCGCCGGCGUUCCCGUCCCUGGACGCCUACUACCUCCACCACCUCCGCUCCUGCUCGACGCUGCGCCACGCCGCCGCCGUCCACGCCCACGUCGUCCGUGCCCACCCCUUCCCUUCCCUCUUCCUCCGCAACACGCUGCUCGCCGCGUACUGCCGCCUCGGCGGCCCCGCGCGCCGCCUGCUCGACGAAAUGCCCCGCGCCAACGCCGUCUCCUUCAACCUCCUCAUCGACGCCUACUCCCGCUCCGGACAGGCAGGCGCCUCUCUCGAGACCUUCACGCGCGCUCGCCGUUCCGUGGGCGUCAAGGCCGACCGGUUCACGUACGCGGCCGCGCUCGCCGCGUGCUCGCGGGCCGGGCGCCUGAGGGAGGGCAAGGCCGUGCACGCGCUGGCCGUCCUCGAGGGGCUCGCCGGGGGCGUGUUCGUCUCCAACUCGCUCGUCAGCAUGUACGCCAGGUGCGGCGACAUGGGACAGGCGAGGCGGGUGUUUGACGUCUCCAAGGAGCGGGACGACGUCUCGUGGAACGCGCUGGUCUCUGGCUACGUGCGUGCUGGCGCGCAUGACGAGAUGCUGAGGGUGUUUGCUCUGAUGCGCCGUUCUGGGAUGGGCUUGAACUCUUUCGCUCUUGGAAGUGUCAUCAAGUGUUGUGCUGGCAGCGAUGACUCUCUGAGGGAUGUUGCCGCGGCGGUUCAUGGAUGCGUGGUGAAGGCUGGGUUGGACUCCGACGUGUUUCUUGCGAGCGUGAUGGUUGACAUGUAUGCCAAGAAAGGCGCAUUGAGUGAAGCUGUUGCGCUCUUUAAGUCGGUGCUUGAUCCCAAUGUGGUUGUGUUCAAUGCCAUGAUUGCGGGGCUGUGUCGUGAUGAGGCUGCUGUCGGUAUGGAUGUCCUGAGAGAAGCGUUAGGUCUGUAUUCCGAGGUGCAGAGUCGAGGAAUGGAGCCUACCGAGUUCACAUUCUCCAGCAUCAUACGAGCGUGUAACUUGGCAGGUGACAUUGAAUUCGGAAAACAGAUACAUGGACAAGUACUGAAGCAUUGUGUCCAGGGAGAUGACUUCAUUGGGAGUGCACUGAUUGACUUGUACUUCAACUCUGGCAAUAUGGAAGAUGGGUUCAGGUGUUUCAGAUCUGUUCCGAAGCAAGAUGUCGUCACGUGGACAGCGAUGAUUUCAGGGUGUGUUCAAAAUGAGCUUUUCGAGAGGGCACUGACCCUGUUCCAUGAAUUAUUAGCUGCUGGACUGAAACCUGACCCUUUCACUAUAUCGAUAGUGAUGAAUGCGUGUGCCAGUUUGGCUGUUGCAAGGACUGGUGAGCAGAUUCAGUGCUUUGCCACAAAAUCUGGUUUCGGUCGGUUCACUGCCACUGGAAACUCCUGCAUACAUAUGUAUGCUAGAUCAGGGGAUGUUGGUGCUGCAGUCCGGAGGUUUCAGGAGAUGGAAUUACACGACGUUGUGUCUUGGUCUGCUGUAAUAUCAAGCCAUGCACAGCAUGGCUGUGCUAGUGAGGCUUUACGGUUUUUCAGUGAAAUGGUAGAUGCAAAGGUGGUGCCAAAUGAGAUUACUUUUCUCGCUGUCCUUACUGCAUGUAGCCAUGGAGGAUUGGUUGAUGAGGGACUCAGGUAUUACGAAAUCAUGCAAGAGGAAUACGCGUUGAGCCCAACCAUCAAGCAUUGCACAUGUGUUGUCGACCUUCUUGGUCGAGCUGGGAGACUAGCUGAUGCUGAGGCUUUUAUAAGGGAUUCAAUCUUCCAUGAUGAACCUGUCAUCUGGCGGUCUUUGCUAGCCUCAUGUCGUAUCCAUCGAGACAUGGAGAGAGGUCAACUUGUUGCAGAUAGGAUAAUGGAACUACAACCCAGUUCCUCAGCAUCCUAUGUAAAUCUCUACAACAUUUACCUAGAUGCUGGGGAGCUCUCCCUAGCUUCAAAAAUUAGAGAUGUGAUGAAAGAGCGAGGAGUGAAGAAAGAACCUGGUCUGAGUUGGAUUGAACUAAGGUCUGGGGUUCACUCUUUUGUUGCCGGUGACAAAUCCCAUCGAGAGAGCAACACAAUAUACUCGAAACUGGCAGAGAUGCUUUCCAAGAUCGAUAAAUUGACAGUCACUGACGCUUCCAGCACAAAGUCAGAUGACAUCAUUAGAAACGAGCAAAGUUGGAUGAAUUGGCACAGUGAGAAACUAGCUGUCGCAUUAGGAUUGAUUCAUUUACCGCAGUCAGCACCUAUACGAGUAAUGAAGAACUUGAGAGUCUGCCGUGACUGCCAUUUAGCUAUGAAAUUGAUAUCGAAGAGUGAAAACAGAGAAAUAAUCUUGAGAGAUGCGAUUCGCUUCCACCACUUCAGAGAUGGCUCAUGUUCUUGUGCGGAUUACUGGUAGUGGCUACUCGCUAGUGCAGUGGUUUCAAAGCAGGAAGAAAGGCGCCUUCAACUCCUCAAAAGUGGCCUCCUCCAAACUGAAUGGUUGAGUCCACUGAACCAUCUCCAAGGAAUUAUGCUGAUUCUCCUAUUCGCCAUCGACCAGAUCAUCCCCUGUUAGGCAUGGUGACAGAAGACCAGGAUCUCCAGUUAGAAGACAUUCUCUCCUUCACCACCUACAAGGCAUACAUAGCCAAUACGGUGGAACUUAUCUUGCUUUUAUUAGCAGGUCAAGGAGACAGAGGAUCCCUUCGAGAAGGUCACCACUCACCACCACCACCACCUCCACGCCGCCAUAUUCGUUCCCCUCACUUUUCACUCUCACUCCAGAUCAAUUCUCCAUAUAGAAUCAGAGGACCUCCUCCAUAGGGGCUGUCAUGGAAGGUGAGAUUUAUCCAACUCUGUGUCACCCAGUGCUCCGAGGAAGGUGCGUUCAACAUUUGUAGCGGGUUGUGUAGGAAACAUGAGUAGUUGAAUGCUUGCUUAUAUUUUGUUGGUCACGCGAUGCGACCUUAGAGAGCAUCAAGGAGCCGCAAUCCUAGAAGAAGGAGCAUCUCGAGCGACAGUGGGAGCAGCAGCGCCCGCCUUCCCGGAGGCAUAGGUACUAGAAGCAAACUCGGGGCAAACUGGGGAUAACCCGGCCCCGGC